GUCAAAAGUCCAAAACAUGCAGCAGCAUAAUGAUUUCACAUAAAGAAAUUGAAGUCUGACAUGUAGAAGAGUCGAAUCUCUAAAAUUUAAAAAUAUUUUGAAUUUUUCAAUAAGUAAAAAGUAUUUUUCUGAUUUUUGUCUCAUGUUAAUACUAAUAACUCAUAAUUUUUCUGUUCUUUCUGCAUUUUCCAUUCCAAAACCAACAGCAUUAUUGGAGUUCGACGAUACUUUCUUCUGUUCACUUUUUGGAAACUCUCAAGCAAAACCAACUUUUCUUCUUUUUCCUUUUUCAACUUUUGAUUAAUCUUCGUCUUCAUUAAUUAAUAUAAUGGGGGUGUCAUGAAAUUUCUUUGGCUGGAUUGAACAGAAUAAGAGUUUUAAUGGAGUUUUUUCUUACCAAAAGGGCUAAAACCAGAACAAAUUUUGUGAAAAUCGUUAUUUUCAGUGUUUAUGCAUCUCUUGUUUUGACGUCUGUUGCACAACUUCUGCCUGAAAACGAAGUACAAGUUCUUGAAAGAAUAUCAUCGAGAUUACAAAACAAAUACUGGAAUGUUACGCGAAGAUCUUGCAGUGAGAGUACCGGUUUUAACAUGACCAUUUGGGGUGACGAUGUCUACAGCAAUGUGACUUGUGACUGUUCAUUUGUUAACAAGACUGUUUGCCAUGUGACGCACAUCCAGAUGAAGGGUUUCAAUUUGACUGGAAUCUUGCCUGCAGAAUUUGCGAAUCUUACUUAUCUAAAAGAGUUAGAUCUAACUCACAAUUAUAUCUAUGGAUCAAUUCCUCCAAUCUUCGGUCGGCUUCCUCUUCUUACUUUGUCACUUCUUGGAAACCGUAUCAAUGGCACAAUUCCGAAUGAACUUGGUGAUAUUAGCACUUUGGAAGAGCUGACUUUGGAAGAUAAUCAGCUCGAAGGAAAUAUUCCACAAAACUUGGGAAGUCUGAGAAAUUUGAGGAGACUGUAAGGCCACUCGACAUGA
This is a messenger RNA of Olea europaea var. sylvestris, 980 nucleotides long. Its product is annotated as probable LRR receptor-like serine/threonine-protein kinase At1g53430. The transcript is spliced from 6 exons. The coding region runs from base 381 to 965 and encodes 194 amino acids. Lineage: Eukaryota; Viridiplantae; Streptophyta; Magnoliopsida; Lamiales; Oleaceae. The record is from RefSeq and is a predicted model, not a curated record. Gene Ontology annotation, molecular function: protein binding.